This is a messenger RNA of Amorphotheca resinae ATCC 22711, 1539 nucleotides long. RefSeq lists its product as hypothetical. Lineage: Eukaryota; Fungi; Ascomycota; Leotiomycetes; Helotiales; Amorphothecaceae. Bases 1 to 1539 code for a protein of 512 amino acids. Gene Ontology annotation, biological process: ergosterol biosynthetic process. The transcript has 3 exons. Gene Ontology annotation, cellular component: endoplasmic reticulum membrane. Gene Ontology annotation, molecular function: Delta14-sterol reductase activity. The record is from RefSeq and is a predicted model, not a curated record.
AUGGCGCCCAAAGCCGCGUCCAAAGCCGCGAAAACCUCUAAUGUGAAAGCUGCUGAAGCACACGGUUACGAAUUCGGAGGACCACUCGGCGCAUUUGGCAUCUCUUUUGGACUUCCAAUCCUCUGUUACCUUACGACCUUCGUCUGCAACGACAUCUCUGGUUGCCCAGUCCCAUCCGCCCUCUCCCCCUCGACCUUGACAAUUGAAAAGCUGAAGCAAGAAAUUGGCUGGCCUGCAAAUGGAAUAUGGGGUCUGGCAAGCUGGGAUGUGUCUGCGAAAGUCUUGGGAUACUACCUACUCUCGUUGAUACUUCAUAGAGUGCUGCCAGGAGAGGAGGUGAUGGGUACCGAGCUUUCAUCUGGAGGGAAACUGAAGUAUAAGUUCAACACCUGGUCCUCUACGAUAUUUACUCUCGCAAUCUGCGCAGCUGGAACCAUCGCUCAAGGCGCAAACUUCCCAGUCUGGACUUUCAUAUACGAAAACUACCUACAAAUCCUAACAACAAAUAUUAUCAUAUCAUAUCUCCUCGCAACCUUCGUCUACGUCCGCAGCUUUAGUGUGAAGCCGGGCAAUGCUGAGAAGCGCGAGCUCGCAGCUGGUGGUCACUCAGGAAACAUGCUCUACGACUGGUUCAUUGGUCGCGAGCUGAACCCCCGCAUCACCAUCCCUCUUCUGGGCGAAAUUGAUAUAAAGGCAUUCUGCGAGCUACGACCCGGUUUAAUGGGCUGGAUUCUCUUCGAUUUUGCCUUUGUCGCACACCAGUAUCGGAGCUAUGGCUAUGUGACAGAUAGCAUCGCCCUCAUCACCGGUUUCCAAGCCCUUUACGUAUUGGAUUCUUAUUGGAUGGAACCUGCGAUCCUCACCACGAUGGAUAUCACGACUGAUGGGUUUGGGUUCAUGCUCGCAUUUGGAGAUCUAGUCUGGGUGCCGUUCAUCUAUUCUCUCCAAGCGCGUUACUUAUCCGUCUACCCCCUCUCUCUCGGACUCUACGGCACAGCUGGAGUCCUAGCGGUCGUGGGUGUAGGGUAUUACAUCUUCCGCGGCGCCAACAACGAGAAGAACCGAUUCAGAACCGACCCUACCGAUCCCCGAGUGUCCCAUUUGAAGUACAUGGAAACGAAAUCAGGAUCGAAGCUGCUGAUUUCCGGCUGGUGGGGAACCGCAAGACACAUCAACUAUUUCGGUGACUGGAUCAUGGCAUGGGCGUACUGCCUCCCUACCGGCAUUGCAGGCUAUCUCGUCCAACACAACAACAACAACAACAACUCCUCCACAGCUCCAACAAGCCACCCGUCUUCUUCUUCUUCUUCUGCUGAGCCAUCAUUUGCCUACGGCGGACCCGAUUCUCAUACCCAGAUCGUGCAGGGCGAUGCAAGAGGAUGGGGCAUGAUCAUCACGUACUUCUACAUCGUAUAUUUCGGCGUUCUGCUUAUUCAUCGCGAGAUGAGGGACGAGGAGAAGUGUAUUCGGAAAUAUGGCGAUGACUGGAAGAGAUAUCGGGAGAUCGUGAAGUAUAGGAUUAUCCCGGGUAUCUACUAG